AUGAGAAAAAUUCUGCACCCACAUAAGUUAAUAAAGGAAAAUGGGGAUAUGCUCAGACGUAGGUUCCACGUGGGUGGGUGCGCGCCCAGCGAUAACUUCAACCCCAGCAUGACGUCCUACAUUGAGGGAGCCUACCAGAUAUGGCGUCAGGACAGGAACUCGCUGCACAAGUCGUGGGACCAGUACUUCGCGGAGAUGUGUGCAGAGGCGGGGCCGCUGGGGAGUGCCCCCCCGCACGUGCUGAACAUGAAGGAGGAUGCAGUAGAGAGGGAUGUUAAGAGCAGAAUCGGAGCGAACCUACUCUCCAAGCAAACAAAUCACAAUAUACGAAUAACAUACGUGAACAAUGAAAUGCUUGAUAAAGGCAGGAUGGGCAAUAUUUACGACAUUGCUCGUAUAGUGCAGCUGAUCAGGUGGUACCAGAAGAAGGGUCACCUAUAUGCAAACAUAAAUCCUCUACCUCUACCCAAUACACCACCAUACAGUAGCGUGGUGAAUGAAGCGGAUAAGAGAAAAAUGAGUUACUCCGAUUUUGGGUUCACAAAGGAUGACUUAGAUGCAGAAUUUUCAUUCGACUUACCAUCCAUUACAGGUUUUUCAAGUGAUACAAAAGAGACAAGCACAUUAAGAAGUUUAAUUGAAAGACUGGAACAGACCUAUUGUGGGACAAUCGGUUUUGAAUACAUGCACAUCACAGACGAGAAUAUUGUGAAUUACAUUGUGAAGAGGAUUGAACAGGAUAAGAAAUUUCAGUAUGACCAUAAGGUUAAGAGAAAAAUAUUGGAGAAUACAGCUAGAGCAUUUAUAUUUGAAAAUUACAUGGCUGCAAAAUUUGCAACGACAAAAAGAUUUGGCAUAGAUGGUUGUGAAACAUUAAUUACAGGUAUGAAGGCUCUGAUCACAAGAGCAGCGAAGGUUCAAAUUGAUAGUGUCCUUAUGAGUAUGUCUCACCGAGGUCGCCUCAACGUCCUGUUCAACGUCCUACAUAAACCUCUCGAGCAUAUGAUGUCGGAGUUUAGGGGAAAAACUGGCUUCACAGAUAAUAUAUGGGGUAAUACAGGAGAUGUGAAAUAUCACUUGGGGGUUGAGAUUGAUCACCUAGAUGAAGAAUCUAAUCGGUAUAUCCACAUGGGUAUUGUAGAUAAUUCAUCUCAUUUAGAAUCUGUUGAUCCCAUUUUAAUGGGACAAGCUAGAGCGCAGCAAUAUUAUUGUAACGAUAAGGACAAGGAAAAAGUUCUUCCAAUCACCAUCCAUGGAGAUGCUUCUAUAGCAGGACAAGGGAUCGCAUAUGAAACAUUACAAAUGUCAAAAUUACCCAGUUACUCUGUUGGAGGGACUAUACACAUUGUGGUGAAUAAUCAAAUUGGGUUCACCACCUAUCCGGUAGAUGCAAGGUCAGGCAAAUAUUGUACAGACAUCGCCAAAUGUAUUGACAUCCCCAUUAUACAUGUGAAUGCAGAUGACCCAGAAGCAGUCACCUACGUUUUUGAAUUAGCAUUAGACAUAAGAAAUACAUUUCACGUCGACACCAUUAUUGACCUUGUGGGGUACAGGAGGUUUGGUCACAACGAACUAGACAUGCCUAAAUUUACAAACCCUUUGCUGUAUGACAUCAUUACGAGACAUGAAUCUGUUUUAGACCUGUAUAGUAGAAAGUUAAUUCGUGAGGGAGUAACUAGUGUGGAAGAAUUUGAACUAAACAAGACGAAUAUUUACAACUUGUAUGAAGAAGUGUAUGAACAUUCAAAAUCCUUUGUCCCGACCCCAAAGGAGAAAUAUUUACCACAAUGGGAGCAUAUGGUGACGCCGCAAAAAUUUUCUCCUUCCAGGAAAACAGGAGUAGAAAAAAAAGUCCUUCUUGACCUGGGCAAACAAAUAUUUACAAUAAGAGAAAAUUUUCAUGCACAUCCCAUCAUCACCAAACUGUUUAAGGGACGCAUAGAAAGUUUGAACACAGGAAAGAAUAUCGAUUUUGGAACAGCGGAACUGUUGGCUUAUGCAAGUUUAUUGUCAGAUGGGUUCCAUGCUAGAUUGUCAGGACAAGACUCACAAAGAGGAACCUUUUCACACAGACAUGCUGUCCUGCAUGACCAGAUUACUUACGAAUCUUAUAACAUAUUUGAUUCGUUGAAGACGCCACACAGUAUAGAAGUAAAUAAUUCUUUACUCUCGGAAUAUGCAGCCUUAGGGUUCGAAAUAGGAUACAGUUAUGAACACCCAGAUGCGCUGGUCGUGUGGGAAGCACAGUUUGGUGAUUUUGCCAAUGGGGCUCAAGUGAUGAUUGACAAUUAUAUCGCUUCUGGUGAAACAAAAUGGAAUAAGCAAUCGGGUAUUGUUAUGUUUUUACCUCAUGGGUACGAUGGGCAGGGUCCUGAACAUUCCUCUGCUCGAAUUGAGCGCUUUCUACAACUCUGUGAUGACAGGGAGGAUAUCGCUACCUACUCUGUCGAGAAAGACAAAACAAUUAUUCAGCAACAUAACAUGCAGGUAAUUAAUUGCACCAAGCCAUCCAAUCUGUUUCAUGCACUGAGGAGACAGAUGCAUAGGUCGUUCAGGAAACCCCUCAUCGCGAUCACUGCAAAAAAAAUGCUGAAAAUGAGAAUGGCAUUUGAUGUUAUUGAAAAUUUUGUCACAUCUACAGAAUUCCUUCCAUAUUUACCUGAACAGCAAGCUCAUAAAAUAAACGAUAAGGAUGACAUUAAGCGAAUCAUCCUGUGCUCUGGGCAGGUCUAUUAUGACCUGUUGAAUUAUAGGGAGGCCAAUGAGAUUAAGAAUGUUGCUAUUGCUACUAUUGAGCAGCUAUCUCCUUUUCCUUUUAAACAAUUCAUGCAGGAUUUACAGACGUAUCCUAACUUGCGAGAUGUAAUUUGGGUUCAGGAAGAACACAUGAAUAUGGGUCCGUGGUUUUAUGUUUCUCGCCGUAUUGAGGCAGCCAUUCAGCAGCUGAAAAGGGAUAACCCGCAAUGGGACAUCGCCAUACCGCAGGUUUUCUACUCGGGCAGGGAUGUGUACGCUGCGCAGUCUGCAGGAGACCUCAACCUGCACCUCUACCAGCUGGAGGAGUUCUUGGUCGACGCGUUCAACCUGACAAAGACGCACCACAUGCACGCGCAUAAGUAUGCUGCGGUGGCCAACUGA
Plasmodium fragile is the source of this 3138-nucleotide messenger RNA. Its product is annotated as oxoglutarate dehydrogenase (succinyl-transferring), E1 component. Gene Ontology annotation, biological process: tricarboxylic acid cycle. The coding region runs from base 1 to 3138 and encodes 1045 amino acids. Gene Ontology annotation, cellular component: mitochondrion; oxoglutarate dehydrogenase complex. Lineage: Eukaryota; Apicomplexa; Aconoidasida; Haemosporida; Plasmodiidae. The record is from RefSeq and is a predicted model, not a curated record. The transcript has 2 exons. Gene Ontology annotation, molecular function: oxoglutarate dehydrogenase (succinyl-transferring) activity; thiamine pyrophosphate binding.